Molecule: messenger RNA, 1609 nt
Organism: Boleophthalmus pectinirostris (great blue-spotted mudskipper)
Lineage: Eukaryota; Metazoa; Chordata; Actinopteri; Gobiiformes; Gobiidae
Gene: tmed10
Product: transmembrane p24 trafficking protein 10
Exons: 5
Coding region: 53-673 (206 amino acids)
Biological process (GO): endoplasmic reticulum to Golgi vesicle-mediated transport; Golgi organization; intracellular protein transport
Cellular component (GO): COPII-coated ER to Golgi transport vesicle; endoplasmic reticulum; Golgi apparatus
Source: RefSeq, a predicted model, not a curated record
GCCCUGGGUCAGUGUUAAGUUGGGGCUUCAGUCGGUCGCUUCAGUUUCAGCCAUGGCUCGACUCGCCGCUCUCCUGCUCCUACCGGUUCUCAUUGAAUCGGUAUUGUCAAUUUCUUUUUUUUUGCCGGUCAACUCAAGGAAAUGCCUGCGAGAAGAGAUCCACAAAGACGUGCUUGUUACGGGGGAAUAUGAAAUAACUGAACAAGCCAACACUAAAACUAACCUGAAGAUUACAGAUUCCUCUAGCCACACUCUCUACUCCAAGGAAGAUGCCACAAAAGGAAAGUUUGCAUUCACCACAGAGGACUACGACAUGUUUGAAGUUUGCUUUGAGAGCAAGUCACCUUUAGGAACUGGGAGAGUGCCAGAUCAGCUGGUUAACUUGGAUAUGAAGCAUGGUGUGGAGGCUAAAAACUAUGAAGAGAUUGCCAAAGUGGAGAAGCUGAAACCUCUUGAGGUUGAACUUAGGCGUCUGGAGGAUCUGUCAGAGUCUAUUGUGAAUGACUUUGCCUACAUGAAGAAGAGGGAAGAGGAAAUGCGUGACACCAAUGAGUCUACCAAUACACGUGUGCUUUACUUCAGCGUCUUCUCCAUGUGCUGUCUUAUUGGACUGGCCACGUGGCAGGUCUUUUACUUGCGGCGUUUUUUCAAGGCAAAGAAGCUGAUUGAGUAAAGAGUCUAUCACGUCCUGAGGAGAAAGCUGCUUUUAUGUCAGGCAAAGAAAUUCAAGACCUUUUCUCAUCGGACUUUAGCAAACAAUUGCAACUGGAGUCAAGGAGCUCCAGCACAGUCAAAAGAAUGAUAAUUUUCUGACAAAAGAAGUCAUCUGCUUAUUUGUAACAAUGUUCAUCCAUGGUAUCAACUACAAGCUGUUUUCUGUUCUGCUUUUAAAUGUUGCAGCUACUGAAUAACAACCUAAAAUUACACGAACAGAUUUCAGAGCUUGUUUUGAAUGAAUGUGCCAUUAGAAAAUGUCUUUCUUUUUAUUAAUGUAAACACUUAUUUGUCAUACCAAGCAAACUUUCCACUAACUUAUCCUUGGUGGCCCAUUAUCAAGUGAAGGCUAUUUAAAAAGUGGUUAAUUGUUACAUUCAUGAAAAAUUACAACCACUUGUCCAGUUUGCUAAUGUCUUUGGAAGCUAAAUUGAUUUCCUGUUUGUUUUUCAAAUUGUAUAUACUUGUUUUUCUUUUAUAGUUGGGAUAAUAUAGGUUUGGUUUGUCAAUAUAUUCAGCCGAUCAUAAAUGAUGUCAGUGCAAAAAAAACAAGCCCGCAUGAAACUGGGUCAGUGAACAUGCUUCAAUUCCACUUAGGUAUUUGUUAUUUAAUUGUUUUUAUGUUGGCAGGUUGUGAAAGAAACUUUAAAUGAAUAUUAAUGUCACCAGUCAACCACAUUUCUUUGCUGAUCUUACCAUUCAAAAGUUUUGAAACUCAGAAACUUAAGUUCAAUUUAAUCCAGUGUGUUUUUUCAGUUUCUGUAUGGUUUUAGGGUUAGGGUUAUGGAGGCUCCUACUUGGCAGGGAUUACAUCAAUUUGGGAACAUUUUAGACAAAACGUGCACCAUCGGCACUGUCAGUACUUUUUAUGUUGAAUAAAAAUUUUGUAAAUUUG